Mollisia scopiformis is the source of this 1550-nucleotide messenger RNA. Its product is annotated as aromatic compound dioxygenase. Gene Ontology annotation, molecular function: iron ion binding; oxidoreductase activity, acting on single donors with incorporation of molecular oxygen, incorporation of two atoms of oxygen. The transcript is spliced from 4 exons. NCBI's taxonomy places the organism in Eukaryota, Fungi, Ascomycota, Leotiomycetes, Helotiales, Mollisiaceae. The record is from RefSeq and is a predicted model, not a curated record. The coding region runs from base 440 to 1354 and encodes 304 amino acids.
CGUUCUCCAAAUCCAAGUCCUACAAUGUUUUGUUCAUUCAGUAGACACACAUGUCUUCCAGACAAUUGACUUUCAAGUAUGAUUUUUCUGGCCUUUCUCAAUCACAUUUUGUGACAAUCAUGCCAAAAAGGCGUGAGCACAAUAGCCGUUGGAUUCCAAGUGGAUUCGCCAAGAAGCUUCUUACCACAAACAGAUCUCCCAUGCAAGAUCCACCUUUUGUUUCGAUCCCUGAAUUCUUGAGAACAAUGCAUCAUUCAUCAUGAUCAAAAGCAUCGAGACAAGAGGAUCAUUCGUCGUGCAACGCUCAGAUGCACAGUGGAGAGAAGGGAUAUAUAGUCUCCCACUAGACCCAUUUGUGUCUCUCACCAUCCUCUCUGAUCAUCCACGGUCUCUUCUACACACCCAUUUAUUGGUGUAAAAACCUUCACAAUCAUUCAAGAUGCAAUUCCUUCAAGCUCUCCUCGCUGCCGGCUUCCUAGCCUCAUCUGUCGUUGCGCAUCCAGGUGAACACGAUAUCAUCCCCUCCAUGUCCGAGAUUCUAAAGCGUAGCACGCUCGCAAAGCGUUGCGCUGGAGCCGUAGGUGAUAUGAAUAAGAAGAGAUGGGCGAAGAGACAAGCCAAGCGUAGUCUCGAAGCUCGAAAGGCUGAAAAUACUACCUUUGAGAUCACGACUGAAGCUCCUUUCUACGAUGUCCUUCAGAAUGAUACUUGUGUUCUGACUUCGACUGUCACCGAAGGCCCAUACGUUUGGCCACGAUCUCAAACCCUUCGUCAGGAUAUGACUGAGGGCCAAGCCGGUGUCCCCAUGCUCCUCGACGUUGGCGUUCUCGAUAUGGCUACCUGCGAGCCACUCGAGAACGUCCUUAUGGGUUUUUGGCACUGCAACGCCACGGGUUCUUACUCCUCAUUCACUAAACUCUCCCCCGAUACUCCUUUCGAGGAACUCCUCGAAUCCAUGAAUAUCACCGACAGCUUCGAGAUCGGCGUUACAGAUCUCCACACCGACGAGACGACCCCGACUGACUCCGACGGCAUGAUGGAAAUGAAGACCAUCCUGCCAACGGCACGAUCUCGAGUGAAAAACCGAGUUAGCACUGGCCAGAUCUACAUCAAUGAGACGCUUUCGGAGCAGUUGAUGGCGCUUGAGCCUUAUGUUUCGCAUACUGCGAUCAAUCGAACUACUAACGCCGAUGAUUCUGUGUUCGAUCAGGAUGUCGUUGGUGGGUAUAACCCGGUCAUUGACUUUGUUGCCAUGGACGGUGUUGAUGUUGCGAAUGGAAUUAUUGGGUAUAUCACUAUCGGGAUCGAUACCACCGAUGUUCAGACUGGUAGUGUCAGUGGUGCAGCUGCUUAGUGACAAGGUCGUCAGGGAGAGAACGGUGGAGAUGAUUGUAUUGUAGGGGUGUGGGAGGCAGAGACAUAAAUAGAGAGCCGAAAUAAAAUUGAGGUCCAGACUGGCAGUCUCAGUGGUGGAGGACCUGCUUAGUGAUUGUACGGUCAGAGAGAAGAUGUCGGAGAUGAGAUGAGAUGAGUGUAUUAUGAAGACGUGC